UGGAAUGAUCAAAUUACUUUAGCAAUAAUACGACCGGAUUGCUUUCUCGAUCUCUAUGAUGGCGCUAACAUGACUGAUGCGCAUCGAUUUUUGGGUGGUGAAAUUAGUGAAGGUAAUAUUUAUCAUUUAUCAUGGUAUGCAUUUGAUAAUCGUACAAGUUCAUAUAUUUGUCAAUGUAAUGGUUUCUGGUAA
Molecule: messenger RNA, 192 nt
Organism: Loa loa (African eye worm)
Lineage: Eukaryota; Metazoa; Nematoda; Chromadorea; Rhabditida; Onchocercidae
Exons: 1
Source: RefSeq, a predicted model, not a curated record